Molecule: messenger RNA, 6895 nt
Organism: Asterias rubens (European starfish)
Lineage: Eukaryota; Metazoa; Echinodermata; Asteroidea; Forcipulatida; Asteriidae
Product: plexin-A2-like
Exons: 33
Coding region: 333-6143 (1936 amino acids)
Biological process (GO): negative regulation of cell adhesion; semaphorin-plexin signaling pathway involved in axon guidance; regulation of cell shape
Cellular component (GO): semaphorin receptor complex
Molecular function (GO): semaphorin receptor activity; protein binding
Source: RefSeq, a predicted model, not a curated record
CGUACCGUGAUGUACUUGGAUAUUACGUGUAGUCGAUGAGUCUAGAUCUUGUGUACAAACACCGCUGACAAAAAGACAAACUCAACUUUUGCAUCACUUCAUCUUCAAGUUUGUUGGUCUUCUAUUUGAAUUCGAGACAAAACAUCAGACGACGAGUGAAGCUGACUCCAUGACAGGGGCUGCAAAAACCUUGUGAUGACUCCACCUGAUGUACUCUUCACUUGCUGAUGUGCUUCAGUGACCACACAGGUUAUUCUCAAGGGUUGUGAAGACCCCCCCCCUCCCCAUGUAAAUCACCCAGCUCUGAAGAAGUAAGAAGAGCAACAUUCAAAAUGGCAGACUGUAGCCUGAACAUAAUCCCAACUUUCACCAGGUGUCUGUUGUUGUAUCAACUGCUUGUAUCGAUAGUUGCAUCUCAGCAUCAGUAUUUAGUUUUUGAGGAAGCUUACCAACCAGAGAACAAUGUCAUUAAGUUAAAGAACAUGGUUCUAGAUCCCAGCACCGGUGCACUGUACGUUGGUUCUGUUAACCGGUUGUACAAACUUUCAGGGGAGCUUGACAUCGAGGCAACAAUUGCUACUGGUCCCCGGCAGGACACUACGAAAUGUGUAGCACCACCUGUAUCUUGUCCGUUCGAAAGGGAAACAACAGAUAACAUCAAUAAGCUAUUGGUAGUAGAUCAGGAUCGUUUGUUUGUCUGUGGCAGCAUCUACCAAGGAAGCUGUAACAUCAGGCGUUUGGAUGAUUUAGGUCUUCUUGGAAACGAUAGUUAUGAAGAAAUAGUCCCAAAUACUGCUAAUGGAACUUCAGUCGGAUUCAUAGCUCAAGGACCAUAUAAUGAGAAUGUACUUUAUAUUGCUACAUCAUUGGCAGACUGGCUUGACAAGGCAGUACCAACUGUGUCAAGCCGAAUACUACCACGAGAGAAUAACGUCUCUACAUUGUUUUCCAUACUGACAAACACUCAGGAACUACGUAAAUUAGAAAUUAACGUUCCUGCUGAAGUCUUGUCAGCAGGGCAAGGUGUUCCCUUCAACAUUUAUUACAUCUAUGGAUUUUCGAAUACCAACUUUAGUUACUUUGUUGCUGUUCAGCCACUGGAUUACAGAGUAAUGAAAAGUCCUUACUACACAAAAAUAGUCCAGAUCUGUCAGCAAGAUAAUAAAUAUGCAUCCUACAGUGAGUUACCCUUAGCAUGCUAUAAAGGAGGAAAAGAUUACAAAGUUGCACAGUCUGCCACUGUGACAACCAUUGGGUCCAAGUUGGCAUCGGCAAAUGGCUUUCAAGUUGGGGAGAGAGUCUUGAUUGUCACUUUUUCCGAGUCGGUAGUGAACCAACUGGAGCCUGUGGAAGCAUCCGCCGUCUGUAUGUACUCUAUCAAAAGUAUCAACCAAUAUUUUAUCGAUCGCAGGAAAGAAUGCGCGAAAGGAGAAACGGCCGUAACAGAUCUCAAUUGGCUACGCAAUGCUGAUUGUGAAGAUUCCCCCUAUCUGGUAGACCAUAUUGAUGCAGCCGGAACAGAAUACUGCCACACAUGGGAUCAGGCUCAUCCCCUUGGUGGUAAAAAUCCCAUCCCAGCCCAGGCCAUCUAUACAGAUAACUCAAUUCUCACAGCGAUUGCAGCCACAGCACACCUUGAAGAGACCGUUUUAUUCCUUGGAGAUCAUCAUGGCCAUCUGAAAAAGCUUCGUGUAGUUGAACCCUCCAAAGCUGAGUUGUACGAAGAAGAAGUUAUUCUUGCAAACCAGAAGCCAGUCGUACAGAACGGGAUUUUAUUCAGCGUGGAUAAGAAUUUUAUCUACUUCAUGACUGUUAGGAAGAUCCAUAAGAUACCAGUGGAGAACUGUUCUCAAUACACUUCAUGUGAGAGCUGUUUGGGUGUAGGAAACGGCACUGGAGAUCCCUAUUGUGGCUGGUGUUCUCUACAAAAGAGCUGUACAAGACGCAAUGAGACCAAGUGUACAGGCUCUGAAGAUCUUUCCAAUCUGAGAUGGUUGGGCAAUGUGGACCAAUGUAUUGCUAUACUCUCUGUGGACCCACCCAACACACCCAGACAAGGGACACAGGAGCUGACACUAACCACCCGAGGUCUACCUAAACUGGACGAUGGUAGUGCCUAUGGUUACCAGUGUACAUUUGGUGACUUACCUCUUGCAGAGGCUACAGUGGUUACCAUGAACGAUACAUCCCUGGUGCAGUGCUUAACACCUGCAAGUGAUGUAUUACCUCCGAUAGGACCAGGUUUCUUGAGAGUAGAGCUUGCCAUCCAUUCCACAGAAACCUCCCUCGACAUUGUGAGCACCGACUUUGAUUUCUACGAUUGUGGGACCUUCACAAGUUGCGUGCAGUGUAUUGGCAACAAGUACAAGUGUGACUGGUGUAUCUUUGAGAAUAAAUGCUGUGGAAACUCAACAUCCUGUGAUGCCAGUGGGAUUAUAACCAAGGAGGAGGGCACCCAGUUUGGUGAGCUACUCUGCCCUCGCAUUGUGAAUGAUAGCGUUGAUAUCCUACUGGCAGCAGAUGUCACAAGUGGCUUCCUCGUACCCACUGCUCAUCUACCCAUACCAAAGCUUGGAGAAAAGGGGUACAAGUGUGUCCUGCAAUAUGAAGACAGGGCUGAGGAGGUUGAGGCAGUCAGGGUCAGUGAAUCUAGCCUGCAAUGCAACCCAAGAAUAUAUGAAUAUUCAGCUGAUGUGAACAACUUACCAGUCUCUCUAGCUGUGCUCUGGAACAAGAACUUUGAAAUUGAUAAUCCGGAUGACCUUAUUGUUAAUUUGUACAAGUGUGAUGUGAAACGCCCCAACUGUGGCAUUUGCCUGGCCGGGAAUGAUAAGUAUCAGUGUGGAUGGUGCAGCGAUGGUGGUGUGUGCAGCUUGCAGUCGCAGUGUGGUGGGGAAUGGCUGAAUGGAGACGCACUGUGUAUAGACCCUAGCAUUACCAAUUUUGAUCCAAUGAGUGGGUACAUCAAAGGCAGGACUGCUCUGACUAUCACUGGCAUCAACCUGGGCUUGAGGGUGGAGAAUAUUGUCAGUAUCAUGGUAGCUGGUGUUGAAUGUGGAGUACGGUCAAAUGACUACAUAAUAGCUACACAAGUGAUGUGUUACACUCUUCCGACGGAGACACCAGCCGAGGGACCGAUUAAAGUUGUAAUCCAAGGAGGUAAUGGAACGGACACAGUUACUGCAGUAUCUACCACACACUUCAAAUAUGUGAUACCCAUAUUGACUGGAGUGGAACCUACACUUGGACCACGGUCAGGGGGCACCAACAUCACUAUCACUGGUCAAAAUCUCGAUGCUGGUAGGAAGGUUGACACGGUCAUCGAGGGACUUCCUUGUCAACAAAUAAGUCGUUCUUCGAAUGAGUUAUUAUGCACUACGCCAGCAGGCUUUGGGAACAGUUCAGUUGCAAUGGCAUUUGAUGAUGAGGCUCUGAUGGACGCUACUGUACGAUAUCAAUACAAGCAGGAUCCUGUCAUUACUGGACUAAAUCGCUAUGACACCAUCAAAAGUGGUGGUUUGAUGAUUGAGGCUAGUGGAACCAACUUGGAUGUGAUUCAACAACCUAAGAUACAGUUCAUUGUGGAUGGAACUAAACUAAUACAGGAUUGUAACCCACCCAAGCCAAACAGCAUGUCCUGUCCCACCCCGGACAUAGGGGCUUUCCUUGCAGCUGACUACUCUGUCGAGAACGGAGCAGAGACACAGAAGAGGCGAGUUGUUCGGGAGACAGGUCAAGAUAACAUCUUCAGCCUGUCACAGUCACAGUAUGGAUUCAUCUUAGAUGGGGUCAAGAACUACACCACCUUGGAGGGCAUUCCUGGCAUACAGGCGUUCAAGUUCUACCCGGACCCGGUGUACUUCAAAUUCAAGGAGGAGAAUCACAUUCGCAAGUUGAAGUUUAACCAGAAUAACAUCUUGGAAAUUGCGGGUCAGAAUCUAACCCCAGCAUACAAGGAAGGUGAUGUACGAGUUGCAAUCGGAGAUGCUUUCUGUGAUGAAGUGACAUUGAUAGUAACACUGCUGACGUGUUCACCACCGUAUGAGCAGCCCGCUAGCGUCACAGGAACUAAAUUCCCUGAAGUUGUGGUUUACCAAGGUAACUUGAAUUUCACCGUUGGACAGCUGCAGUACAUUGGAAAAUAUUACACGGUGUACAUCAUCGGUGGGUGUGCCGGUGGUCUGUUUUGCCUCCUCAUCAUUUGCAUCAUUGUGUAUUGUAAAACAUUCCGGAGCGAUACAACCGACAGACGCAUCAGAGAUCAGAUUGCCUUGUAUGAAAUGCAGGUGGCCAAAGAAUGCAAAGAAGCAUUUGCCGAACUACAGACAGCCGUGACCGUGUUGACCAGAGAUUUAGUUGCCAUCCCAUUCCGAGAGUAUCAUAUGUACUGCAUCAAAACAUUAUUCCCUGACCAGCCUAACCAUAGCGUGCUCAAAGAACUAUCGCUUGCAGGCGUUAGCCAGACCAACAUAGAGAAGGGCCUCGUACAGUUUGAACUGCUGGUCAACAACAAGCAGUUCUUGCUGACCUUCAUCCGCACCCUGGAAGAGCAGAAGAGCUUCACUCAGAAAGAUAAGAGUAACGUGGCGUCUCUGAUGAUGGUGGCACUGCAGGGCAAGAUGGACUACUGUACCACCAUUCUCAAGGUCCUAUUGGCCGAUCUGAUUGAGAAACAUGUGCAGAAAGGAAGAGAGAGGUUGCUCAUGAGGAGUGAUUAUGAAAACCACAGUUUUUUGAGGGUCAAAAGACAAGGACUUCACGGCUGUUUGAAAUGUCCAUGGAAUGAGUCUGUUGCUGAGAAGAUGGUGAGUAACUGGUUGACGUUCCUCCUGUAUAACUUCAUCAAGGAUACAGCGGGGGAACCACUCUUCAAGCUCUUCAUUGCAAUUAAACAGCAGAUGGAGAAGGGACCGGUAGAUGCAAUCACUGGGGAAGCUCGUUAUGGUUUGAGUGAAGUCAAGGUCAUCAGGCAACAGAUCAAUUACACUGUUAUGAUGAUCAAUGCCAUCGGUCUUGGGAAGGAUCCUCAGAUGGUACAGGUCAAGGUGCUGGACUACGACACAAUCUUCCAAGUCAAAGAGAAGAUUCUAGAUGCCUUGUGCAAGACAACACCCUACAGUCUCCGACCGCCUAAAGAUGAAUUAGAUCUAGAGUGGAGAAGUGGAGAAGAUGGUCGUAUGUUACUUCAAGAUGAUGACGACAAGACGGAAGGAGAAUGGAAAAGACUCAAUAUGCUUCGGAAUUACUCUGGGAUUAAAGAUGGUGCAACAAUAGCAUUGGUUCCAAAACAGGGCUUCACCAUGUCAGCUUUCUCAAACUCUAGAGGCAUGAGCUUGCCUACAGCCAAUAGCCCCGCCCGUUCAAUGACCACACCCAUGCUGGCAGCAGACACGGAUAUAAAUGGCGCUAAACUCUGGCAUUUAGUCAAACAAUCAGAUUCGGAAUAUCAUAAAUCUGGUGACAAAGACCACAAGAUGUUGGCUGAGAUCUAUCUGCCCCGAUUAUUAACCACCAAGGGUGUGUUGCAGUCCUAUAUAGAUGAGUUGUUUGAGAUGAUCUUCAGUGUCAAUCACCGUAGUAACACACUCCCCCUCUGCAUCAAGUACUUAUUUGAUUUCUUAGAUGACCAAGCAAGACAUCAUUGCAUCCCAAACCAAGAAGAAGUUGUGCAUUCAUGGAAGAGCAACAGUCUUCCUCUGCGUUUCUGGGUGAAUCUCAUCAAGAAUCCCGAUAUCAUUUUUGAUAUCUACAAGUCUGAGACGGUGGAUGCUUGCCUAUCAAUCAUUGGUCAGACUCUAAUGGACUCAUGUUCAGUCUCAGACCACCCUUUGACUAAGGAUUCUCCCUCCAGUAGACUACUCUAUGCCAAAGACAUACCUCGCUACAAGGAAUGGGUCUCUAGCUAUUACAAUGACAUCAAGAAUUACCCCGCUGUCAGUGAUCAAGACAUGAGUGCAAUGCUAGCUGAACAUUCCGUUAGGCAUCAGUACGACUUCCACUCAAAGAGCGCCCUCAAUGAGUUAUACUUCAACUAUGCACAACCGUACAAGAGACCGAUUGUGGAGGCCCUGGAGGAGAAUGAGUACAACAAUCUUGCUGAAAAGUUUGACAAGCUGUGUGAAGAUCUCAACAACACCUUAUAAGAAAUAGAUAUUUUGACCCUAAUCAUGCCAAAGGAGGGAUGAAUCAUGAUGGAACAAACUGAAACUAGACUAGAAUGUUCUUCAAGUCCAUGUAUCUAUAUUCAGUUUACAACAACCUGCAACUGGAAUCAACUGGUUGCAACUGGGAAAAACAACCUGGUUGCAACUGGAAUAAACUGGUUGCAACUGGAAUUAACUGAUUGCAACUGGAAUCAACUAAGAGGGAGUCAGUUGGAAACUCUCAGUGGACUCUUGUUUGAUCAAGAAGGGUUGAUUGGUGUAGAAUGACGUCUUGGAUUAGGACAACCACAUUCUGCUUUGAUGACAGUGGACUACACAGAAACAUUCUACGGUUAUGACGAUCGGCGGUGAAUAUGACUGAAGUCCCAGUAGGUUUAGCUGUAUUUUCCUCCAUAAUCAAACAUCCAUGUGUAAGUUUAGUCACCUACUGUCACUCAGUGUCAGAGCCAUUUAAUGACUUCUUGGUGACGGUGUUAGUUGGUGAUAGUGUCACCUAUUGGAAUUGGAGUUCAGUGACACUGUUAUUCAGUGUCGGCCAUGUAAUGACUGUGAAUUUCUGUUUAGUGACACGGUUAGUUGGUAACAGUGUCACGUUUUUGAAUUGUCAUUCAUAGUCUGUGUCAUUGUAUUUAAUAAUUCAGUCAAUUUCUCUCAGUGUUUUUGUGACUCAAUGGUUUAUUUGGUGAACAAAUUCUGAAUAACGGCUUGUAAUUUACUUUUAUGCUGAAAAA